AUUUCGCCCCCAGGAAUAAAUUCUUCAUCAAAAGCUCAAAUAUGCAAUUUGCACUGCAGUAAAAAAUCAAUUAGUUGCAAUUCCUCCCUCCCCGGUAGCAAAUGCAUGUUGGUUGAGAUGGAUGCAACAUCACAGCCGUUCUUGUCUCAUGCCCAGAAGAGACAGAGCUUGUGAUUUUCGCUCCAUGCCUUGGGGGCCACAGGAUGGAAACCAGCAAUCCAUGCAGCCAGAGAAGGUCGGCUGGGUUCGGAAAUUUUGCGGGAAAGGCAUUUUUAGGGAAAUCUGGAAAAACCGUUAUGUGGUUUUGAAGGGAGAUCAGCUUUAUAUCUCAGAGAAAGAGGUCAAAGAUGAAAAAAACAUCCAGGAAGUGUUUGACCUGAGUGAUUAUGAGAAAUGUGAAGAGCUCAGGAAGUCCAAAAGCAGAAGCAAAAAGAACCACAGCAAGUUCAUGCUAGCACACUCCAAACAGCCUGGAAACACGGCACCCAAUCUGAUCUUCCUGGCCGUCAGUCCGGAAGAGAAAGAGUCCUGGAUCAACGCCCUCAACUCCGCCAUCACCAGAGCCAAAAACCGCAUCUUAGAUGAGGUGACUGUUGAGGAGGACAGCUACCUCGCCCAUCCGACCCGUGACAGAGCGAAAAUCCAGCACUCCAGACGGCCUCCGACACGGGGACACUUGAUGGCUGUGGCAUCUACCUCAACGUCAGAUGGCAUGCUGACACUGGACCUCAUCCAAGAGGAAGACACCUCUCCCGAGGACCAUGGGACCUGUGAAGAGAGCUUCCGGGUAGACCUGGAUAAAUCCGUGGCGCACCUCACUGCCAGCCGGCGCCGGUCGGAUUCGGAGAACGUCAAGUCCUUGGAGAAAGGCCGGUCAGUGAGCCUGCCGAGACGGGAGGCGAUCUCGUGGGACAAAACUGGGAAACGCAACGACGCCUUCGAGAAAGGGACCAUGUACACCCCGCAGGUCCCCAAAAAGCUCUCGCACUCAGAAAAGAACAAAUGUGCCUCCAUGGAAGAGAUUUUGUCUCGCCGGGACUCUUCUGCGCACCGGGCAGUGCUGAGGAAGGGGCUGGAGGCUCAGUUUGCGUCGGGUGAGCCAGAGCAGCUGGCCCGGAUACAGGAACUGGUUGCACUGAAACUGGAAAAAACUCAGGAACUGCUGGCGGAGGUGAAGGGCUAUGGGGAAGGGAAGCGAAAGACAAAAGAUUUUGACGCAGCUGCCACCACCACCUCUUCCUCUUCCAAGUCGGACUCUGAGAGCAUCUUGCAGGAGACAGAGAGGUUGCUGGGCGAGGCCUCCUCAACCUGGAGCCAGGCCAAGAAGGUGUUACAGGAGAUUAAAGAGCUGAGGGACCUGUACAAACAGUUAGAAUUGCAACCGUCAGACCCUAAACCCAAACAGAUCUCACAGUCUCAGUACAGGAAGAGCAUGAUGUGAAGGCAUGCUUCAGGGUGGGGUGGUGGUGACUUCUUUUUAUUAUUAUUUACAGUGUUUGAAACAGUACAACGUACCUGUUCUCAUCAAAACUUGCUCCUCAAGCUUCAUCCCUUCCCCUCCCCAGAUCUCCCCCUCACCCCUCCUCCCCAGAUGAAACAGAAGGUGUUCCAAUAAAUCAGUUUGGAUUCCUACUUUUUUUCCAAGUAUCCUUUCUCUGCGUUCUUGGGCUGCUCGUGUCAUGCUUGCAGCAUGGAAGAUCACCAAGACCUGGAAAGCUCCCAGCACACUUGUGGAGACAUACGCACAGCAGCACGGGUAGAUAUUCUUCCUCUAUAGAAGCCCUGGGUUUGCUGCUCUGAACCCAGAGCUGUGGUUCUGUGUCCUGCGUUACAGCUCUUUGAUCAAGAGCAUUGGCAACUUGGUUUAUGUUUUUCCUCCUCUUUAAAAAAAGAGUCAGCACGUGGAGGUCCGCGUUAUCCAAAAACUGUUUGGAAGAUGUUUGCCAGUGACAUCCAAGCCAGGGUUGGAAUUCCACUGUCAGAACGAGGAGAUUCCCAGCCUGGAAUGCAGUCUGACAUGUCGUGAGAGGCAUCGGACGCUCCUUCCUGGAUUGCAGUUAACAGGGCUCUUCCCUGGCGUUGUUCCUGCACUGAUCCCAAACUCUCUUUUGCAAACUCCUGUGGCAGGCAGCUGUUAAUACAUGUGGUACAUAUACAGCCUUCCGUACGGAGGCAACAGGUAUGCAAUCUGUGUUAAAACUAACCCUGUCUGUCAGCCGACAGCCGAUACUUCAGAGACACCCCCUGGCCUGGUGCAAUGAGAUUUAGCAACCACAAUGUCUUCCUUCUUGUGCAGAUGAUCAAAGCCUGUAGUCCAACGGGCAGUCAUUAUUUGUUUUUUGUUGUUCUUUCCUUCAUUUAGGCUGGAGUGAAAUGGAAAGUCAGGGUUUGGCACUGAGGGCAACAGAAAAGCUGAGAAUUGCCGUUGGUUUAAUGGGACUGAUUCUGCUCUCACUCACACUCCGUUUACACAAUCGAGCCUCACACAAUUGUCUCUUAGCUGACAUUGACGUGAGGUCAGUGUCAGGCCCACUAAAACUCAAACGGAUUCCAGAUUACAGCUCAGAUAUCCUCGCCUCGCCGAUGUCUAGCACUUUUCUAAAUAGGUGGCUCAGCUUUCAUGCAUUUAGGCAGCAGGACAAGAGGGAAAUAGGCAAAGAUUUCUCUCAGGGCUUAAAGUACACUGGCAAAUUAACAUCAGUUGUUUUUUCCAAGAAAUCUAAUUUCCUUGCCUAUGUUGCAAAGAGCCCCUGAGAAUAUUAAAAACAACUGAGUUUUAAAUGACUAAUUUCCUUUUCACUGUUUACAUUUUGUAUCUCUCACAUAUUUGAAAUGAGAUGAGUUAUGUUGACGUCUGCGUCUGGUCAGUUUCACUCAUAUUGCCAGUUAAGGCUGUGAUGUUUGGGUUGCAAAUGCUGCAAGGAAAUGUUGAUCUGUGUUUUUUAAAAGCUCCUACCAGCUGGAAUUAAAUAACAUUGGUGGCAAUAUUUCUACUGGCCUGAGCUUCUUUAACAGCUGGUUGUUUGCAAAGCUUAAAUUUGGGGCUCAAUUUCAUCUGACAAUGUCCCUUUAAGUUAUUCAUAUCUAUUUUCAAAACCUGUCCUUCAAAUGGCAGAUGAAUCUCUGGCUCAUUUCCGUUCUUAUCACAAAGUCACACAGUCAUGCUGUCAUGAUAGAAGUGGGGAGAUUUAGCUUUUACAGAAUUUACAAGAAGUAUCCUUUUUUUGAUUUAUGUUUUUUAAACAUGUUGGACCACUCAACGGGUGCAUUUUUACAGUCAGUGGAAUCAAAUUUCAUCCCUCAAAUAACUAACAAACAAACAAAAAAAAAACCAGACACCUAAGCCAUUCUGACAGUGCCCUGUCGGUUUGGAAGCAGAUUUGUCCUGCAAUGAAAACUCACAUGUCACAUAGUAGUUAGAGCUGGGCAAUAUUUUGCAACGGAUUCUAAGCUUGGGACCAGGUUUUGCCGAGCUUCAUCAACCUUCCCGCUAACCUAGGGUGGACUUCUGGGCAAAUGGGGGCGGGCAGAGUUAUGAUUUGUGGACAAAACCAUUCCGUAUGGUUUUGACCCCCGAAUUGGGCAGCUGUGGGUUUGGUUCAACCCAAAACUCCUAUGAUACAAACCCGGUGAAGUGAAUUCAGAAAAGAAACUAUCACACCAGUGCCCCUAAAAACCAAAACAGGCAAGUUUCAUACA
Gopherus flavomarginatus (Mexican gopher tortoise) is the source of this 3699-nucleotide messenger RNA. It is a transcript of the gene PLEKHO1, whose product is annotated as pleckstrin homology domain containing O1. Gene Ontology annotation, biological process: regulation of myoblast fusion. Gene Ontology annotation, cellular component: ruffle membrane; muscle cell projection membrane. The coding region runs from base 122 to 1441 and encodes 439 amino acids. The record is from RefSeq and is a predicted model, not a curated record. Lineage: Eukaryota; Metazoa; Chordata; Testudines; Testudinidae. The transcript is spliced from 6 exons.